Messenger RNA from Emiliania huxleyi CCMP1516, 1269 nucleotides. RefSeq lists its product as hypothetical. Lineage: Eukaryota; Haptophyta; Isochrysidales; Noelaerhabdaceae. The record is from RefSeq and is a predicted model, not a curated record. The transcript has 4 exons. Bases 1 to 1269 code for a protein of 422 amino acids.
AUGCUUGCAGGGACGUCGCCGCCGCGCUUCGUCGACGGAGGAGGCGGUGUGCGGCGUCUGGCGCCGGUGUGCGACUACGCGCUCGUCUACGCGGAGAAGAAGAACGACGGCGAAGCGCCGUACUCGGUCUCCUUCACCGCGACGCAGAGCGGCGACGUCAUCGUACAGCUGCACCCGCACUCGCAGCUCGAGCGCGCCGUGCGCCACGAGCGGCAGGCGCAGGCCACGGAGCCGCCUGCGAGCGCGAGCCCUGCGGCGCGGCCCGCCCCUGCCGCCGCGCCGCCAGCCGCGGAGCCGGCGCCCAAGACGUACGCCGCCGCAGCCGCAUCGCAGCCGCAGGGUGCCACCGCGGGUGGCCAGCCCGCCGCGCCUGCGGGCCCGGCCGCCGCCGCGCGCGUGCCGCCGCCGCCCAGCGGCGGCGGAGUGCGCGGCUGCUCCUUCACUGUCCCUAACCCGGGCAGGAAGCGUGGGCAGCAGCAGCGCGGCAAGGGCCGCGGUGCCAGGGGCCGUGCCGAUGCUGGACCCCGUCUCGUUGACAAGAACGCGCUGUCCGCGCGCGGCAGCGGGCCCUCGCGCCAGUCGCGCUCGCCGUCGCCCGACUCUCCGCCCGCCAAGCGGGCCGCCUCCGCUGACUCGUCCGGCUAUGAAACCGAUACGCCGGACGAGGUGCAGCAGGAGGCGGUCCGCAGGGUAUGCGGCGCGCUCGGCAUGAGGGAGCAGUUCGAGGCGGCGAUGGCGGCGGGCGAGCUGCUCGAGGUGCUCGAGAGCUUGCCGCGAGGGGCGGUCGAGGCCUCUGUCCGACAGAUGCGGGGUUACAACCGCACGGGCGAGUGGCCAGAGCCCAUUCUCACCAGCCCUGCCCCGCAGCGCGGCCGCUCGCCAAGCCCCGUCGAUGAGUGGAGGAAAGAAUCCUCGCGGCGCAACGAGUUCCGCGACGGACGGGAGGGUACGCGAGACGUCGCACGCGACGCUUGCGCUUUGCACAUGGGCUGCGCUGCCUCGAACCUCGAGGGCUCGAUAUUUGAAUACAACGAUUUUCUCCACCCGGAGAACUACGCGAAGUCAGACAAGCGGCUGCUCAAGCUGAUGAAUUUGGACGAGCUCAAAGACACGCAGAACCCGGCGGGCGGCGUCGCCCUGCACGUGGCCGCCCAGUACAGCAAAUCGGAGACCGUAGUCAAGGCAAUGAUCGAGAUGUACCCCGAUGCGCUCACGAUACAGAACAACGUGUGCCGCCACUUCCUGUCUCAAUUGUCACGCCCGUGUUAG